This is a messenger RNA of Vitis vinifera (wine grape), 1931 nucleotides long. RefSeq names its product putative F-box/LRR-repeat protein At5g02700. Bases 422 to 1882 code for a protein of 486 amino acids. The record is from RefSeq and is a predicted model, not a curated record. Gene Ontology annotation, molecular function: protein binding. NCBI's taxonomy places the organism in Eukaryota, Viridiplantae, Streptophyta, Magnoliopsida, Vitales, Vitaceae. The transcript is spliced from 4 exons.
AUUAAAAGUAAAUAAUUGAAAUAUUGGAGGAAAUUAAAAAUAAAAAUUUUAAAAAUUUUGAAUUUUAAAUUUAUCCAUAUGGAAAUUGAGGGAGAAAGAUAAUUUGUAUAAUAUAAUUUUUAUUAGCAAACUCAUUUUAAAAUUUUGUGUUUGAUAAGAAUGUAAUAAAAAUAUAUUUAUUCUAAUAAUGAAGAUCACAAUAGUCCAAGUUGUUAUGCACCACCAAAAGAAUUCUAAAAAGGAAAAAUUCACCAACGGGAAAAUCGUAAUUUUGGAAUUUGGAUAGGUGUAUACUAGUCUCUUUCUUUCCUUUCCCUGAUAUGGAAGGUAUAGGUCUAUAUAUACUUGGAAGAACCAGUCAAAUUCGGCAAAAUCCAUAUUAUAAUUUUCUUUGAUUUCUUAGAGAAACUGAGUUCCCCCAAUGCCCGGCAUACAGAGGAAGAUGAAGAGGGCAAGACGAAGACGUACAGGAGACGAGUACAUAUCCGAUGACGGUGAUUUUGGGGAGGACCUGCUUAGCGAGUUGCCGGAUGAAAUUCUUAUUUCAAUACUAUCUCGCCUAACCCUAAGGGAAGCUGCGGCUACCAGUGUUCUCUCACAGCGAUGGAGGUACUUGUGGACAUAUACUUCACGUCUCAACUUCGAUUCAGUAGUUAACAAAAUUGUCAGACGGUCGCAUUCCUUCGCCCUUUCGACUGCUGCAGGGCGGCGGCGGCGGCGGCGCAAAUAUAUUAAAUGGGUUCACAAGGUCUUGGCAAAGUAUAGAGGCGGCCGAAACUUAGAUGAAUUCAGGGUUUGUUUUGAUUUGUCUAAGAGAUCUCGUUCUGAUAUCGACAAAUGGUUUGAGUUUGCAAUGUCAAAGAAUGUCAAAAACCUUGAGUUCGACUUCUUAAGAUGUUCUUCUCAGAAUCAGGAUCGGGAUCCCUGGUUCGUCAUGUUAAGUUAUUUUCAGAAUUUCUAUAAAUUCCCGCAUCGAAUUUUGGGAGUGAGGGAAGCACGGGAUCCUAAUUGUAUGUUUGUUGGCUUUAAGUCCCUUAAAACUUUGUCAUUGAAGUCCAUAAAUGUGAGCAGCGAAGCUGUUGAGUAUUUCUUAUCAAACUGCCCUCUUCUCGAACGGCUAUCUGUGCAUGGCAGCGAAAGUUUGGUUAAUUUAAGGGUUGCUGGCCCAUCCAUCAUGCUGAGGCACUUGGAGAUAGUCAAGUGUUCCUCUAUCCAAACCAUUGAGAUAUGUGACACAAACCUCGUUUCCUUUACCUAUCGGGGAGAAAGGGGGGGAGAUCUGCUGCCAAACAAUAUGCAUAUUAAGAAUUCACCUCUCCUCGUUGAGGUAUUGGCUGGUGUUGGAAGAUUAGGGUUUGCAAAGAAUAUGCUUUUGAAGCUUUCAUCUUGUGUUCAUCAGCUGCAGAUUCUUCAAUUGACAGUCGAUCAUUUUUUUCCGGAACGAUCAAGAGCCUAUUUGCUUCCAAAAUUAAGAAACCUCAAGCAAUUAAAAUUAACUGUCUUUGUUGGGUGCCCUGAGAAUUGUCUCCUUGGAUUUGUUGCAAUGCUGAAGAAGUGUCCUCACUUAGAGAGUUUGGUGUUGCAGUUAAAAUGGCGAACUCAAAUCAUACCAGUCGCAAAAAGAUAUGCCAAGGCAUUGAUCCAAUAUUCCCAUCAAUACCUGAAACUGGUGAAAAUUGUUGGUUUUAAUGAUUGUAGCAGUGCUUGUGAGCUAGUCAUGCAGAUUAUUGAAAAUGCUAUUGCACUCGAGAAAAUUAUCAUUGAUACAAGCCAAGGACAUAGGAGGAGGGGACCAUGGUUGAAGAGACAACUAGCUGCAAGAACAAGAGCUGAGCAAUUGAAAUCACAUGUACCUCCGAGCCUGGAAUUUAUAGUACUUUAAAUCUUAAGCAGGUGUAUGGUUUUGGAAUUCAAUUUUUUUUUAGUAUCUA